UCGGACUGGAAAUGAUCUGUUCACAACCUCUCCAGCAGCCGUGGAGUGGGACCUCCGUGCAUCGCGCAGUAUCAGCGAGCUCCAAAACGGCCAAAAUGUAAAAGACAAACAGCAGUCGCUCACCGCUUUUGAAAAGUAGGUGGGGAUCGGAAACGCGCAUUGUAAAAAAAAAAACGGAGCGUAAAGUUGCUCAGCAUGGAUACGCAAUAAGCUGUGCGUAACAAAAAAACAAAAAGCGAGUCAAAGAAGACAGAAGUAAAACUUCUCCAGUGGAUUUUUCGGUUGAGAUAGCUGCGUCAGAGCACUACUGGGACGUUGCGAAAAGCUGAAACGGAAAGAAAGAACCGACACAGCUGACACCCGCUGUCCAGAGGUUAGACACGGAGACGGAUCGCAGCGCGCAGUCUGCCAGCGAAAGCUUGACAAGAUCAUGAACUGAAUUUGUCUGGAGAAGCAGACUUUAUGUAAGAAGUGGGGCAACGCCGCCCGACCUGUUCUCUUCGUCAUGCGUAAAGACGUUUUGUCGUUCACGGUCUUGUUGGUGUGACAGAGUUCCGCUCCUAAGGGUCAUUUCCACAGAACGCUGCCUCCGGCUAAUGCCGCAGCUCCGGACGGAGUUAGUAGAAAGUUUUGCCGUUUACAUCCUCCUCUACCUCCUGUCAACAUGAUCGAGAGCGCUGAGUGCGCUGCAGCUGACAGCUACUCGCACGGAGAGAGCAUCAACCUCAGCGUGCUCAACUGGGAGCAAGUGCAUCGGCUGGACACCAUCCUCACGGGCUCCAUCCCAAUUCACGGGCGAUGGAGCUUCCCGACCCUGGAGGUGAAGCCACGAGAUAUCGUCAAGGUGGUCCGAAGCCGCAUGGAGGAGAAGCGGAUACAUGUUCGGGAGGUGCGGUUAAACGGAUCGGCAGCCAGCUACGUCCUGCAUGAGGACAGCGGUCUGGGAUGGAAAGAUCUGGACUUAAUAUUUUGCGCCGAGCUGAAAGGGGAGAUGGAGUUUCAGAUAGUGAAAGAUAUAGUGCUGGACUCACUUCUAGACUUCUUGCCCGAGGGGGUGAAUAAAGAAAAGAUCACACCAGUGACCUUAAAGGAGGCUUAUGUGCAGAAGAUGGUGAAGGUGUGUAACGACUCAGAUCGCUGGAGUCUCAUCUCACUGUCCAACAACCGUGGCAAGAACGUGGAGCUCAAGUUUGUGGACUCUCUUCGCCGGCAGUUUGAGUUCAGCGUGGACUCUUUCCAGAUCCGCCUGGACUCGCUCCUCCUCUUUUACGAGUGCUCGGAGCACCCAAUGGCUGCAACUUUCCACCCCACCAUCCUUGGGGAAAGUGUCUAUGGUGACUUCCCCACCGCCCUCGAUCACCUGCGCAAGCGCCUCAUCUGCACGAGGAGCCCCGAGGAGAUACGCGGCGGGGGCUUGCUGAAGUACUGCCACCUGCUGGUUCGGGGUUUCCGUGCAGCUUCUGACACCGAGAUGAAACUGCUGCAGCGCUACAUGUGCUCGCGAUUCUUCAUAGACUUUCCUGAUGUGAGUGAGCAGAGGAGAAAGCUGGAGUCCUAUCUGCAGAACCACUUUGUAGACCUGGAGGACAGGAAGUAUGACUACCUUGCCACGCUGUACAAUGUGGUGCAAGAGAGCACUGUGUGCCUGAUGGGCCACGAGAGGCGUCAGACACUCAGCCUCAUCUCGUCGCUGGCCCUUCGGGUUCUGGUCCAGCAGAAUGCCAUACCCAAUGCUGCCAAUGUCACCUGCUUCUACCAGCCGGCUCCAUAUGUCUCUGAUGGCAACUUCAGCAACUAUUACGUAGCACAGAUUCAGCCUGUCUACUCAUGCCCACCCUCUCCUCCUCAGCAGUACCUUGCUUCUUUGCAGCACCCCAUGUACGCCACUUGGUUGCCCUGUAACUAAACCUUUUUUAUGUCCAUGCACCACUGUGUAAGUGCUGGGACUCCCACCCACUAAAAGGGAGGAGUGAUGAUUUUUUUUAAAUCUCCUCCUUGAGAACGGAAGUUUGUGGAAAGGACAAAAGGAAAGCAAGAGAUAAGAUUGGGCAAGGAAGAAGAGAAUCAAGGAAAGGCAAGAAAAUGAAGACAAGGAAUCAGGACCAAAGCAGCAAGAGAAAGAAAUGUUUUUCCCCCCGGGUUAGGAUGCCACAGCAGGAGGUGAGCACACAGGGAGAGAUGCCAGUGAGUGGGGCUGGCCUGCCAGUUCGAGGGUUUGGUAGAUCAAACCGUCGCUGAGGCUCUGAGUCAUAAAUAGCCUGGACAGGAUAGUGUUCUGGUGUGUUGUGGGUUUUGACAUGUGUAAUAAGCACAUCUUCUUCACAUUGCAAACCAAAACAUGAGAUCACAAAUGGCCACAAAGAGCAAAGAGCAGCAAAGGAUGCAGAAGAUGUUUUCUUUCACAUAUUUACCGUCUGCACUGAGUUUGUGGGAGACUGGAACUUUGUUUUCAAAGACAAUUGCAAAAAAAGGAAGUGAGUACUGUUUACAACCCAAAGAUCUGCUUUGUUACUCAAGUUUUUCUUUCUGAACUCUGACAACAACAAAAAAAACAACAAAAAAA
Pundamilia nyererei is the source of this 2563-nucleotide messenger RNA. RefSeq names its product protein FAM46A-like. The coding region runs from base 665 to 1906 and encodes 413 amino acids. Gene Ontology annotation, biological process: mRNA stabilization. NCBI's taxonomy places the organism in Eukaryota, Metazoa, Chordata, Actinopteri, Cichliformes, Cichlidae. The record is from RefSeq and is a predicted model, not a curated record. Gene Ontology annotation, molecular function: RNA binding; poly(A) RNA polymerase activity. The transcript has 2 exons.